CUAGAAUACACAAACUGCAGAAGAGACGAGAUCGUGAAGCUACAACCAUGUUGACAACGAAGUCUCCGUACGAUACUUCGUGUACGAGCAGUUACUCGAUGCCCAACAUGAACAGCAUGGGCUCGAUGGGAACCAUGUCGACCAUGUCAGCGAUGGGGAAUAUGACCGGCUACUCGACCCACGGAAUGGGAUCCAUGGGUGGCAUGGGCUCCUCAAUGGGAUCCAUGGGCAUGUCUUCGAUGGGCAUGUCGGGAAUGUCCGGAAUGAAUACGAUGAACUCUAUGGGAACGAUGAACGGAAUCGGCAGCCCGAUGCCCUCUACUAUGGGCAGCAUGAACGGUAUGAACUCUGGUGGCAGCAUGUCUCCCAUGUCCAUGGACUAUAACCGUGCCCAGGCUAUCAACAGAGCCCGCGAGAAGACCUAUCGAAGGAGUUACACUCACGCCAAGCCACCGUAUUCGUACAUCUCUCUCAUCACGAUGGCAAUUCAACAGGCGCCAAGUAAGAUGUGUACGCUGAGCGAAAUCUAUCAGUUCAUCAUGGAUCUGUUCCCUUUCUACCGUCAGAAUCAACAGAGGUGGCAAAACUCUAUAAGACACAGCUUGUCUUUCAAUGACUGUUUUGUGAAAGUCCCUCGUACGCCGGACCGACCCGGUAAAGGCAGUUACUGGACGCUUCAUCCGGAUUCAGGGAAUAUGUUCGAGAACGGUUGCUAUCUCCGCAGACAGAAGCGGUUCAAAUGUGCGAAAAAGGACCAGUUGCGACAGUCUCAACGGGACGGGGACGACGGCUCGCGGUCUUGCUCGCCGUGUCACAGUGAGACAUCCAACCAAGAUCACACGCCGACCAGUAACCCGCUACAGGAGGACAACCACAACCAUCACAACCGUCACAACUCCGUACAGCCGAAACAGGAGCCGCUUUCGCACAGUCCUAUCCACCACCAGCAGCCUAGUCACAACCCACACUCAGUCUCGGACGUCUCCGGUCUCCAGUCCCUCACCCGGCCGGACGUCUCCGGUCUCCAGUCCCUCGCCCGGCCGGACGUCACCGGUCUCCAGUCGCUCUCCCGGCCGUUAUCUCACGACACAACCCAGGCCCUGCUCAGCCAUCACCACCACGGACAGUAUAAUCACGGACCUCAUUUUAACCAUCCGUUCUCUAUCACGAACCUCAUGUCAUCAGAGAACAAACUGGACUUAAAAAUGUAUGAAUCCAUGCAGGCAAACUAUGGCAAUUACAACCAACUUUCGCCGGUGCAUGCUCCAAUUCAGAAGGACCCUUCAUCGAUAAAUGACUACUAUAAGGCCUAUACACCUCAUACGGUACCAACGGCCAGUUUAUAACAUUUGGACAGUGAAAAUUCUACAGGAAUCCAAAAUUGACAAAAUGUGAAUUUGUGACUUGGUGUGUUAAAGUGUAUUCAACGAGUCCGUGCUUGUGCAUGGUCUGGUUCAUGACAAACUGGCCAUUCCCCGGCCAUUUGGAUACGCCGUGAACUUUUGGACUUUCUCUCAGGUUCGACACGGGACGAGUGGGAUGUCCUCGCCACUGGGACUGUCAUUGGUAUGUAUGCCAGUACAUCCUUAAAACGCCCCGCGUUUUUCACCAAAAUGCUCCGUCUUACGAGAUUGUUUUGAAUGCGAGAUCUGCGUCUUUUUUCAUUUUCAAAAUGAAAAACACAAUCAGAAUCCCACUCCAUGUAUUGGUGAAGACAGUUUUUAUUGUCAGCUUUUCAGCUUAACUAAAACCAAGAGUAUAGUACAUUAACUGUACGUAAUUGAAUGUUCUCUUGCCUGUAGUAGAGAGAACACGCAUAACACACCAUGCACAGGUCGCAAAAUCUGAAAUGCAGCCCUCAAAUUGACAAAGUUUCAUGUCAACUCAGUGUUGAUAUCUCGCUGUGCCAGAACUCAUUAUUUUAAGUAACUUAUUUUACUACUGAAAAAUUGUACAUUAGAUUAUAAGAUGCCGUUGACUAUUAGAUUGUUUAGAAUAGAAAUAGGCCUAUUUUGUAUAGCAGUCUAGAAACUUGGGUACCAAGCUGACUUUCUUCUAGUCAUCUUUCUAAUGACACUCGUGUAUAUAGUUCUCCAAAGUUGGUACAAAAUCCACAAAACCGAAAAUUGAUUUGAAAUCGGCACAUAAUUAAUUACCAAUGAAUUGUCCUUAUGUGAUUCUUUACGAUUUUGUAAAUGGUUGUAUAAUGUAUAAAUAGCGGUUAAGAUGGAAAUUGUACAUUAUGAAAUGUCUUUAUAUGCUUUUUUUUUAAAGACAUUUUCCCAAGACCUAUAGAAUAUUAACCGUCAACUGGUUUUUAUCAUAGGCGAGAUGUUGAGUUAGAAAACUGUCUAAAUGAAAAUCUCCUUAUAAACCCGUAAACGACAGAGAGAAUUUUAGAAAAAAAUGCCCCAAAAUACAAAUGCCGGGUUGAGGCGCUUCGAGGGAGUUUUUCACGACACAAUGAUUCAUGUCAUGAUAUGACAUUGUUUUUGUCAUAAUCAGGCAAAAUCGAAAGACAGGGUCUUUUUCAAAAUUUUCCAUUUUCUCUCAUUCGUUUACGGGCAAUUGACUGGCCUAUUGACUGGCACACAGGCAGCAUGCUGCAUUUAUUUACAUGUAUCUUCAAAAAUCAAAACACGUGUCAAUCAAUUUUCAAUAUUAAAGUGAAGAUUAUUUUCAUUUUUAAGAAA
This is a messenger RNA of Lineus longissimus, 2693 nucleotides long. Its product is annotated as forkhead box protein A2-like. The coding region runs from base 48 to 1346 and encodes 432 amino acids. Gene Ontology annotation, molecular function: DNA-binding transcription factor activity, RNA polymerase II-specific; RNA polymerase II cis-regulatory region sequence-specific DNA binding; protein domain specific binding. The record is from RefSeq and is a predicted model, not a curated record. The transcript has a single exon. Lineage: Eukaryota; Metazoa; Nemertea; Pilidiophora; Heteronemertea; Lineidae. Gene Ontology annotation, biological process: anatomical structure morphogenesis; regulation of transcription by RNA polymerase II; cell differentiation.